GCACUCGUGUGAAUCCAUCGUUAGGAAGAACUCUUCUCCUCCUGUGAUUAAAAAAGAUGCAUAUGAAAUUGCAGUUUGCAGCAGAGAUUCCUCGGGCCAGCCCUGUUUUAGGGUUUUCAUCUCCUCUUUUACACCUCCACUCCAUCUCGUGAGCAUUUUAUCGGUGCGCAUCAAUCGAUUUCUUAUCGCGUUACAAUCUCUCACUGCAUUCUACAGCGUACUCUUGAACCAUCAGUACCAUUGGAUGGAAAGGAAGAACCACACAGUCGUGGCCACUUCCAGCAAAAGCAUGCUCGACGAGAGCGACGAACAUCAAUCUCCUUCCUCUUCAGAAGUAGAAGAAGAGGAAGAAGAGGAGGAAGAGCUGGAGCGAGAGCUCGCCGAUGUCACAUUCGAAGAGCUGCAGAAAGCGCGCUCGAAAGGGUUUCAUUCCACUCUUCCGAAAUCCGCUUCUGAGAAUAAGCAUAGGAGAGCUAACAAGAACAGGCCGAUGGAGAUGAGCAGCAAGAAGCCAGUGGGGAGGUUUAGGGAAGUCAUUCAAGCGCGUAAGAAGGUAACAAGGGACCCUCGUUUUGAAUCUUUAUGUGGAACGCUUGACACGGAUGGGUUCAGGAAGAGAUAUAGUUUCUUAUUUGAGGUUGAACUUCCAGCAGAGAAAGAGAAACUUCAGAAGUUGAUGAAAAAGUCAAACGACCCAAAAGUCAUUGAAGAAUUAAAGAAUCACAUUGCUUGGAUUGAUAAACAGCAAAGGUCAGGAUCAGCGAAAAGGGCCGACACCAAGAUUCUAGCAGAGCAUAAGAAGAAAGAAAGAGAAGCGGCAAAGCAGGGAAAACAACCAUUUUAUCUUAAGAAAUCGGAAGUACGGGAACGGAAACUAAUUGAGAAGUACAACCAUCUCAAGGCAACGGGCAAGCUUGAGGACUUCAUUGAGAAGCGGAGAAAGAGAAAUGCGGCGAAGGACCGCCGCCAUAUGCCCUACCGUCGUGUACAUGACAGUGAAUAAUUAUAAGGGCUUCAAACGCUCCCUGUUUAAUGAGUGCUUAAAUCUGUGUUCCUUUCCUUUCUUAGUGAUAAUGCAUCUGAUUUACUUCCCAAAAGCAAUAGAAAAGCCGAAUGAAUGGAAGGGAAAGUUGAAGUUGAAUCUGAAUUAUUCAUUGGGGUCUUUGGAGGAGAAACAUGUUGAUGCCGAGGGCUUAAAUUUGGGUUUUGGCUUAUAAACUUGCCUAUUUCUACAUUAUGUUUACUUUUGGCUUAUAAACAUACCUAUUUCUACAUUA
Magnolia sinica is the source of this 1277-nucleotide messenger RNA. RefSeq lists its product as uncharacterized. The coding region runs from base 245 to 1003 and encodes 252 amino acids. The transcript is spliced from 9 exons. Gene Ontology annotation, biological process: maturation of SSU-rRNA from tricistronic rRNA transcript (SSU-rRNA, 5.8S rRNA, LSU-rRNA). NCBI's taxonomy places the organism in Eukaryota, Viridiplantae, Streptophyta, Magnoliopsida, Magnoliales, Magnoliaceae. Gene Ontology annotation, cellular component: nucleolus; 90S preribosome. The record is from RefSeq and is a predicted model, not a curated record.